This is a messenger RNA of Castor canadensis (American beaver), 1592 nucleotides long. RefSeq names its product thiol methyltransferase 1B (gene Tmt1b). Lineage: Eukaryota; Metazoa; Chordata; Mammalia; Rodentia; Castoridae. Gene Ontology annotation, molecular function: S-adenosylmethionine-dependent methyltransferase activity. The record is from RefSeq and is a predicted model, not a curated record.
GCUCCAAAACACAGGAACGCAGGCACCACCUGACCUUUCGACCCAUAUAAAACUUGUUGAAGAGUAUGGAGCUGUGGGACCCAUGACCACUGGAGGGAGGAUUGCCAGGCAGGAAACAAAGAGCAAAGUCCUAUGGUAGGAGGAAGAAAGACUGCAGUGCUAGGCAAAGGCAAAAAGCCAGUGUCCCAGUGGAAGCACCACCUGCAGCUGGUGCCAUGGAUGCCCUGGUCCGACUCCUGCAGCUGCUGGUGCUGCUCCUGACCCUGCCCCUGCACUUGCUGGCUCUGCUAGGCUGCUGGCAGCCCCUGUGCAAAACCUACUUCCCCUACCUGAUGGCCGUGCUGACUGCAAAUACCAACCGCAAGAUGGAGAGCAAGAAACGGGAGCUUUUCAGCCAGAUUAAAGGACUUAUGGGAACCUCUGGGAAGGUGGCCCUGUUGGAGCUGGGCUGUGGUACUGGUGCCAACUUCCAGUUCUACCCACCUGGCUGCAGAAUCACUUGCCUGGACCCAAACCCCCACUUUGAGAAGUUCCUGACAAAGAGCAUGGCUGAAAAUAGGCACCUCCAAUAUGAGCGAUUUGUUGUGGCAUAUGGAGAGGACAUGAAACAACUAGCUGAUGGCUCCAUGGAUGUGGUGGUGUGCACACUGGUGCUGUGCUCCGUGCAGAGUCCAAAGAGGGUCCUGCAAGAAGUCCAGAGAGUGCUAAGGCCGGGAGGAGUGUUGUUUUUCUUGGAGCAUGUGGCCGAGCCUCGAGGAAGCUGGGCCUUCAUGUGGCAGCAAGUUUUCGAGCCCACAUGGAAACACAUUGGUGAUGGCUGCUACCUCACCAGAGAGACUUGGAAGGACCUUGAGAAUGCCCAGUUCUCUGAAGUUCAAAUGGAACGACAGCCCCCUCCCUUCAAGUGGUUACCUGUUGGGCCCCAAAUCAUGGGAAAGGCUGUGAAAUAAGCUUCCUCAAGCUCUCAGGGCAGUCAUUAGCUCCCUUCCCUGCCUCUAGUCAGAAGGAAUCACCCACCAGCCAAGGCUGUCUCUACUGAGACGGAUAUAGUAAAGAAUGGAAGGAGCUCCCCCUCAGCACCUCCUACUUCCUCUCCCCCCACCUCUGCCAUGGGGACUCUCUAGCUUCAAUCCCUCCUUCAGCAGUGUAGAAAUUCUGAUUCCUAGCUGGUCUGAGGGAAGAAACCUUUAUGCCCUGUCAAAUCCUUAACUGCAAAUCCCUAGACUUUGCUCUCUCACCUCCUAGGCCGUACAGUUCCUGUCCCUUUCCCUUGUCCCCAUGGUAAUGUUUCCUCUGCCCUCCUUCUGAGGCUAUACCCAUGUGUCCCUCAAAACUGGUUAUAAAAGUCUUGAUGUAUGCAUCCCUGCCCAGUCACCUGAGUCUCCCUCCCUGCUAUCACUUUGGUCCUGAACUGUGGGAGUGCCAGAGAGAAGCAAAGUCUCUGGGAAAUGAGGGAUCAGCACUCAAUAAAGAAGCCAGAGGUGCCAGGCACCUGCAGCUCACACUUGUAAUCCUACCUACUCAGGAGGCAGAGAUUAGGAGGAUCGCUGUUCGAAGCAAGCCCGGGAAAAAGUUGUGAGACCCUAUCUUGA